UGUUUGUGAGUUUGAGUUCUGAUUAUAUAAGAAACACUUACGGAUUUGAGUAGUAAAAGCAAAAAGAUUUUUGAAAUUCAUCGAGGAAACUCCGACUGCAAUACAUUUUUUGUGCAACCAAACGCGGUUUACCUGGAAUGGAAGCGUCUGGCUCAAAUGUACCAAAGUGUGACGAAGAAGAGAAAGCAUUGAAGGGUUUGCUCGAUGCAUUUAGUACUACAUUUUCUCUUGAUGAAAUAGCUUCUGCUUAUUGCAAGGCAGGCCGUAAUGCAGAUUUGGCUGCUGAGGUUCUGUUUGACAUGCAGGGUAGUACCCCUACAUCUGCUACUUAUGCGUCUAAUGGUGAGGCAAAGGGUGAAGAAUCUUUGGAAUCUUCCUCUGGUAACUUUUCUGAGAAGUUGGGUCAAGCAAGUGGAAACUCUAGAGCUUCAAAGCCAAAGAGCCGAUCAGUUUCCGGAGGUACUGUUUCAAGCAUUCUUGGGGAAGAUUAUAUCAGGUCCACCCCAUCAGCAAAUGGGUCUUGUAAGGUGAGCAAACCAAUCAGUAAGGUCUGGAGAGUGGCAUCGAGGUCUGAGCUUUCGGAAGUUGAAGUUAAGUCAGGUUCUCCAAAGGAUGCUCGAAUGCACCAGGACAUGGAAGAUUUGGCUGCUGAGGAUCUGUUUGACAUGCAGGGUAGUAACUCUACAUCUGUUACUUGUGUGUCUAAUGGUGAGGCAAAGGGUGAAGAAUCUUUGGAAUCUUCCUGUGGUAACUUUUCUGAGAAGUUGGGUCAAGCAAGUGGAAAUUCUAGAGCUUCAAAGCCAAAAAGUUCAGUUUCCGGAGGUAGUGUUUCAAGCAUUCUUGGUAAAGAUUAUAUCAGGUCCAUCCCAUCAGCAAAUGGGCCUUGUAAUGUGAGCAAACCAAUCAGAAAGGUCUGGAGAGUGGUACAGAUGUCUGAGCUUUCGGAAGUUGAAGCUAAGUCAGGUGCUCCGAAGGAUGAACCAAUGCGCCAGGACAUGGCAGAUCUUCUUUUCAGAAUGCUUGGAGAUGGGUUCAAGCUGGAUAGGGAUUUGAUUCUACAAGUUCUUGAUUAUUGUGGAUAUGAUAUGCAAGAGUGCAUGGAUAAACUACUUGAUUUAUCAGGGGUGACUUUAGACAAAAGGAACAAUUUUGUUGGUGAAUCUACCGAAAAGUUUACAGAUAUGGGUUCAAAAGUUGAAGUACUUUCACAUGAAAGAAAGCUGCAAUACAUAAAUCAUCCUGGAAGCAAUGGACAUGGUGUAGAGCCAUUUGUAGAACUCAAAGAGAAAAAUGAUCUCCAGAAGGAAGUUUUGGUUGCCUUAUUUAAUGCUCCUGAGAGUCGUAAUGAGUUUCCUAGAAGAACAAAGGCGGUGAAGAGACGUGCAGCACUUGAGCAAGUGGUGGAUGAAACUUCAAUGGACUUUAACAUAGAUCAAAAUGAAACUGUGAUGUACUUACAGAAAGAUAAUGAGGAUGAUGAGGAUGAAGGGGAUGGUUAUCAGGUUCUUCGUAGAGCUUGGAAGGAGUAUCGGGGCACCAUGAAAGAAUAUAUUCAAGCUGCUGUUGAUGCAAUUUCUAAGAGGGAUCACGUACGAGCAGAAAAACUUCUACAACAGGCAUAUUUUUUUGGCAAAAAGGCUCGUGAAGCAGAUGAAGAAUCCAAUAGAAUAAAUUUAGAAUCUAGAAAUGUGGAGGCAGAAGAUGAAAUGCUGCUCGACUUGCAUGACCUUGGUGCCAAGGAGGCGGUGCGUCUUCUGAAAUGUCAUCUUUCUUCACUCUGGGGAAUCCCGUCACUCAAGCACCUUAAGGUCAUCAUUGAGACAAAUGAUGAAGAUAUUACCAAAGGAUCUCGUAGAAAACUGGUUGUUAAGCUAUUGGAGAAGGAAUCCAUUAAAUGGACUGAAGAAGGAAAUGCUGGAACAAUACUAAUCCGCAUGGACAAUAUCAACAAAAAACGUUUGAGUUUUGUCAAAAAAUAAUGCGGAUCAUAGAGGUAAAAUUAUCAAUUAUUGAACCACUAUAAGUAAUAUAAAGGUCAUUACAAAAAAUUUAAAUUUGGUACAGUUUGAAGGCUUUAAGAGUUUUUUUGGUGAUUAGGUCAUAAUUUGUAUCAAAACUUAGCAUAUUUUUGGCUUCCUAUUGUAUUUAAACUAAAUGAGUUGAAUUUGAAGAAGCGAAGGAAUUGAAUAACCGAGUGCAUACAUUCUUUAGAAAACUUAUGAAGGGUGAAGCGUGAAAGUGGAAGGGGCAAUAAACAAUGAGGAGCAGAAAUUUUGAGAUGUAAUGACCUUGUUUCAAUGUAAUAUGUAGCGUGUUUUUCUUUGGGUU
Corylus avellana is the source of this 2328-nucleotide messenger RNA. RefSeq names its product putative nuclear RNA export factor SDE5. The record is from RefSeq and is a predicted model, not a curated record. Lineage: Eukaryota; Viridiplantae; Streptophyta; Magnoliopsida; Fagales; Betulaceae.